CCUCUCUAAAUAUUCUAACAUCUUUUCCUAAAUAGAACCCACCCCACAAACCCUUUAAUUCCACAACAUUCAUCAUUACACACACUCACACUCACAAAUCUUGAUCUCUUUUUCUCUUUUUCACUCACUUUCACUUUUUAAAUCUUGGGUUUAAGAGAGAUUAAACUCGGGUUAAAUGAAGUUUGGCAAGAAAUUGCAGCAACAAAUUCAAGACACCUUGCCAGGGUGGCGCGACAAGUUUUUGUCGUACAAGGAUUUGAAGAAGAUCGUUAGGUUAAUUUCUUCAGCUUCUUCAAUGAUGGAAGGAUCGCACGAGCAUGGAAAGACAGAAGAGGACUUUGUGUACUUGUUGGACAAUGAGAUCGACAAAUUUAAUGCCUUCUUUAUGGAACAAGAAGAGAAUUUUGUUAUCUCGCAUAAGGAAUUGCAACAGAGAAUUCAGAGUGUAAUUGAUAUUUGGGGACCAAAUGGUAGUCUUCCAUCAGAGGAGGAUUACAAAGAGAAAAUGGGGAGGGUCAGAAAAGACAUAGUCAAUUUCCAUGGUGAAAUGGUGCUCUUGAUGAAUUACAGCAAUGUCAAUUACACAGGGUUGGUUAAGAUCUUGAAGAAGUAUGACAAGAGAACUGGUGGGUUAUUGCGUUCGCCCUAUAUUCAGAAAGUGUUACAACAACCUUUCCUUAGAACCGAUGUCAUCUCAAAGCUUGUCAAAGAAUGUGAAAGCACCAUAGACACGAUGUUCCCAGUUGUCGGAGAAAAAGGAAUGCGAGAAGGAAGAGCAGAAAUUGAAGUUUCAAGUGAAGGAAUUUUUAGGACUACAAUUAUAGCACUGCUGACCAUGCAAGAGAUUAGAAAAGCGAGCUCUACGUACAAUCACUUCUCUCUACCGCCUCUCAAUUUGUCAGACUUCGAUCUCAUUAAGUUC
Molecule: messenger RNA, 922 nt
Organism: Camellia sinensis
Lineage: Eukaryota; Viridiplantae; Streptophyta; Magnoliopsida; Ericales; Theaceae
Product: SPX domain-containing protein 3
Biological process (GO): cellular response to phosphate starvation
Source: RefSeq, a predicted model, not a curated record